Molecule: messenger RNA, 3237 nt
Organism: Ochotona curzoniae (black-lipped pika)
Lineage: Eukaryota; Metazoa; Chordata; Mammalia; Lagomorpha; Ochotonidae
Gene: VWA7
Product: von Willebrand factor A domain containing 7
Exons: 16
Coding region: 1-2676 (891 amino acids)
Source: RefSeq, a predicted model, not a curated record
AUGCUCCCUGCAAAGGCGCCCCUGCCCCACCUGGGUCCCUCAGCGCUGCUUCUGCUGCAGCUGCUGCUGUCCCCGACAGCUGCCUUCUUCCCCAACAUCUGGAGCCUCCUGGCUGCGCCAGGCUCAGUCACUCAUCAGGACCUGACGGAGGAGGCUGUGCUCAACAUCACCCUGCAGCUCUUCUUGGAGCAGCCGCCCCCAGGCCGGCCUCCCCUUCGACUGCAAGACUUCCUGGGCCGGACACUCCUCGCCGAUGAUCUUUUUGCUGCCUACUUUGGCCCUGGGACUCCUUCCCGGCGGUUCCGAGCAGCCACAGGUGAGGUGUCCCGUGCCAAUGCAGCCCAGGACUUCCUGCCAACCGCCAGGAAUAACCCUGACCUGCACUUUGAUGCUGAGAGGCUGAGCCAGGGCCGCACUCACCUCGUGGGAGCUCUGCGGGAGACCCUGGUGGCCACCAAAGCCCUGGACUACACCCUGGCUCGCCAGCGCCUUGGAGCCGCCCUGCAUGCCCUGCAGGACUUCUACAGUCACAGCAACUGGGUGGAACUGGGGGAGCAGCAGCCACACCCACACCUCCUCUGGCCCAGGCCGCAGCUCCAGAGCCUGGCACAAGUGGGAGAACCCACCUGCUCUGACUGUGAGGAGCUGAGCUGUCCCGGGAACUUGCUGCACAUCGCACACCUCACCUCUGGCUACUUUGGAAUGAAUCCCCCCAAACCUCCAGGGAAAUGUAGCCACGGGGGCCAUUUUGACCAGAGCAGCUCCCAGCACCCCCGGGGAGGCAUCAACAAGGACAGCACAUCACCCGGCUUCUCGCCACACCACAUGCUGCACCCGCAGGCGGCCCAGCUGGCCCUGUUGGCCUCCAUCCAGGCCCUCGGCCUCCUGCGGAGCCGCCUGGGAGACAAGGCUUUCUCCAGGCUGCUGGACAUCAGCCCUGCCUCUGGCCUGAGCUUCGUGCUGGACACCACGGGCAGCAUGGGAGAGGAGAUUACCGCUGCCAAGAUCCAGGCCCGUCGCAUAGCGGAUCAGCGGCAAGGAAGCCUGCUGGAGCCCAGCCACUAUGUCCUGGUGCCUUUCCAUGACCCAGGGUUUGGUCCGGUCUUUACCACCAGUGAUCCUGACCGUUUCUGGCAACAACUCAAUGAGAUCCACGCCUUGGGGGGUGGAGACGAGCCCGAGAUGUGCCUGUCGGCACUGGAGCUGGCCCUGCUGCACACGCCUCCUCUCUCAGACAUCUUUGUGUUCACUGACGCCUCCCCCAAGGAUGCCUUUCUCACCAACCGGGUGGAGUCCUUGGCCCAAGAGCGGCGUUGCAGGGUGACGUUCCUGGUGACUGAAGAUCCCACGAGGGUUCAGGGCCGAGUGCGCCGUGAGGCCUUAUCCCCGCUGCGUUUUGAGCCCUAUGAGGCAGUGGCCUUGGCCUCAGGAGGGGAGGUGAUCUUCACCAAAGACCAGCACAUUCAGAAUGUGGCGGCCAUUGUUGAGGAGAGCACAGCGGGCCUGGUCACUCUGCCUUUGGAACCUCCCAUCGUGGUACCCGGGAGGCCGCUUGUGUUCACUGUGGACAGGCUGCUCCAGAAGGUCACGAUCAGGAUCCAUGGCGAGGUCAGCAGCUUCCAGGUCAAGAGUCCUGAAGGGGUCUUCCAGAGCCAGGAGGAAGGCGUGGGCCCUCUAGGCCACACCCGCCAUUUUGGGCAGUUCUGGAUGGUGACUGUGAAUGACCCGCCACAGACGGGCACCUGGGAAAUCCACAUCACAGCUGAGGGGACCGCCAGGGUUAGAGUGCAAGCCCAGACCUCCCUGGACUUCCUCUUCCACUUUGGGAUCCCCAUGAAGGACGGGCCCCAUCCUGGCCUCUACCCCCUGAGCCAGCCAGUUGCAGGUCUCCAGACUCAGCUGCUGGUAGAAGUGACAGGAAUGGGCUCCAGGGACAGUACUGGGGAAGCUCGGCCACAUUUCUCCCAUGUGAUCCUCCGAGGGGUCCCCGAGGGCACCGAGCUGGGCAGGCUGCUCUUGGAGCCUGUGGGACCCACAGAACGAGGGCUCCUGGUGGCCACGCUGCCACCCACGCUGGUUUCUAACACUGGAACCUUCUCCCUUGAACUGAUCGGCCAGGAUGGAGGGGGCCAGGGCCUCCACAGAGUUGCGCCCCAGCUUUGCACUGUGGUGCCAGUCCUUCUGGAGCUCAGCGGUCCCCCGGGGUUGUUGGCUCCGGGUAGCAGGGUGCCACUCAGCCUCCGCAUCACCAGCUUCUCCGGCCCUCAGGAUCUUGACCUUAAGGCAUCUGUCCACCCCAGCUUCCCCCUCACCUCCAAUCUCUCCAGGGCUCACCUGGGAGUGAAUGAGUCUGCGUGGGGACACCUGUGGCUGGAGAUCCCAGACUCGGCAUCCCCGGACUCCGUGGUGAUGGUAACUGUGACUGCAGUGGGUGGAGAUGUCGGCCCAGUGUCCCCAACCCACGCCUUCCUCAGGCUCCUGGUGUUGUCCCGGGCCCCACAGGAUCAGCUCGCGGUCUCUGCCCAUCCAGUGGACCCUGUCCUCCCCAUGGCCACCCCCAUCUUUCACCCCUCCACUUGGGUGACUCAGAGCAGUGCUGGAGGAGGGAUGGCAGUCAACCCUUGGUGGCACACAACUGGAGGAGUGCUGCUGCUGCUAGGAAUUGUGUCCUGGUGACACAGCAGCCCUUAGAUGGGGCCCCAGCACUGAUUUCAAUCUGCACCACUGGUAAAGUCCCAAAGGCCUUGCUGGAAUCUUACAUCUCAGCCAGGAAGGAGGCCUUCCUCCUCAUGCAUAUGUCCCUUUUCUUUCUUAAAAAAUACAAGAUUGGCAUCGGGGACAAUGGAUUUUCUCUCAAUGCAUUUCCCCUAACCUUCACAGGAACCAAACCAAAGACAUUUUGGGGGAAGGUGGCCGUUUCUUUAUAUCAUCUUUAUUCCCUCCAUUUUUAUGCUCUCCCAGGCAUAGGAAGGGAGGCAUUUAUGUGGAGAAGACCUGGACUAGCAGUAAGGUAGGAGAGUGCUCCAAGUGUGAUAGAACUGUUUUUAUUUUAAAUUUGAGAGUAGCUUCUAUUUUAUUUUUGUGUUUAAAAUUGAAGGACAGUUUCAAUCAACAUGUCUUCUCCAAUAAGGGAUUUCAAAGAAAGAUAAUUUAUGCCCAUGAUAUUGGGGGAGGGGGAGGACAUGAGGCAGCGCGAAGAAGAAAUGGAAAUCUUCCAGAGCAGAGAGGACACUUAAC